AUGGCCCAAAAGAUCCUCCCUGACGCCAGCUACGAGCACAUGGACAUCCGUUUUGACAUGAAUGUGAGGAUUUUCGCCUUUUUCUGCGGGAAACUUGACUUGUUGCAGAAUGCCAAGAAUUAUUGGCAAAUGCAAAACUUGCGGGAAAUUUGAAAGUUUUGAUGAUGAGAUUGCUGCAAAAUAAAAAUUUAGGGUAUUUAGAGGAUUAUAAAGAGAAUUUAGUUUGAAAUACCCGAAUUUACUAUCAAAUUUAUAUUACACUUGACUUCAGAUCGCCUCCAGAACAAAUCAAGUUCCAGAAUACGAAAUCAUCUUGAACCUAAAGCUCAAAUCCGGCGAGACCAAGCAGUAUUCGAUGAAAGCCGAUGACAUAAAGUUGUUGGAUGGGGAGCUCACCAAAAUUGUUUCACAUUUUCCAAAGUGCCGGAGAUAUCGCUGA
This is a messenger RNA of Bursaphelenchus xylophilus (pine wood nematode), 439 nucleotides long. NCBI's taxonomy places the organism in Eukaryota, Metazoa, Nematoda, Chromadorea, Rhabditida, Aphelenchoididae. The record is from the annotation of a GenBank genome assembly.